This is a messenger RNA of Suillus bovinus, 339 nucleotides long. RefSeq lists its product as uncharacterized. Lineage: Eukaryota; Fungi; Basidiomycota; Agaricomycetes; Boletales; Suillaceae. The annotation marks the transcript as partial. Gene Ontology annotation, biological process: mRNA splicing, via spliceosome. The record is from RefSeq and is a predicted model, not a curated record. Gene Ontology annotation, molecular function: RNA binding. The transcript has 3 exons. Gene Ontology annotation, cellular component: precatalytic spliceosome.
UCAGAAUAUUGGGUGUCGCAUAAAUGUUACCACUGCAAGUACUGCAACAUUUAUAUAGCAGAUGGUGUUCCAUCUACGCAGCACGACGAGGAUGGCAUGCGUCACAAAGGUAAUUUCGAUCGCAUCGUGCGCGGGCUGUACAAGGUUCACGAGAAAGCCGUGAAGGAUAGGGACGACUCGGAGGAGAAGCGUGAGAUGGAAAGAAUUACCGAAGUGCAUCAAUUUUUACUGGACUUGGGGAAUUCGCAUGGUACUCCUGCUGCAACACCAGCGCCGAAGAAACCUCCGGCUAAACCAACCAAUCCGUAUACCAAAUACUCGACGGCUGCAUCGCUGGGA